AUUGCAGAGACGAUGAUGACAUCAACGAUGUUGCGUCUAUGGCUGGCGUGAACCUCAACGAGGAGAGCGCGCGCAUUCUAGCGACCAACUCUGAUCUGGUGGGAACGCAGAUCCGCUCCUGUAAAGACGAGGCCUUCCUGUCUACAGGUCUGUUACACCGGCGUAUACUAGAAACAGCGAAGAGGUUUGGAGUGACGGAUGUACCGCUGGAGGCUGUGAACUUCAUCUCUCACGCCACCCAGUCCAGAUUACGGACGGUGCUGGAGAAAGUUUCCUCCAUUGCCCAGAACCGAAUGGAUUCGAGUAAGGAAGACGAGUGGUUCGAGCAGUCGUCUGAUGUGCGCUCGCAACUCAAGUUUUUCGAGCAGCUGGAACGAAUGGAAAAGCAGAGGAAAGAUGAGCGAGAACGAGAGAUUCUCCUCAGAGCGGCGAAGAGUCGCUCGCGGCAAGAAGAUCCAGAACAAGCCCGUCUGAAGCAGAAAGCAAAGGAGCUCUGAGCUGGUAUUUAGGAGAAUGUGCUGCACUUUUAUCCAGGGCGGAAUGGGGAAUCUGAUUGGAGAUGAAGUCAGAGUUUUUCCCGUUUGACGGAUAAUUUGCUGAGGCCAUUAGCAUCAUAAAGGCGGAUGGCGUGGCGCUCGAUCUGGUCUUGCACUUGCAAGAAGGGAGACAAUUAGUAACCGUUACCACGGUAUGAGGCACAAAUUGCUUGCUUGUGUCUUCUCGCGCAUUGAUUUUUGUUUAUUAUGCUGCCAAUAAUAAAAAAGAUAAUGCUGUUCUCAAUUCCUGGCAGAUCUAAUGACGCACUAGUUUUUACAGAAAACAGUUAACUUUGAUGCAUGUUUUUAUGUUAUUUGAAGAAACUAUUUCAGAUUUAUUUCGAUCCGUGUGUUUGUGAUGUGCACGGCAAUGUUUGCACUCCAGGCCGUCACUGAUGCACUGACUACAAAACCGUGGCGCUGUGGACGUGAGUCCAAACUAACCCUGUUUUGAAAACGUCUUCUGAUACGA
Molecule: messenger RNA, 1008 nt
Organism: Sinocyclocheilus grahami
Lineage: Eukaryota; Metazoa; Chordata; Actinopteri; Cypriniformes; Cyprinidae
Product: transcription initiation factor TFIID subunit 4
Exons: 5
Coding region: 39-497 (152 amino acids)
Biological process (GO): transcription initiation at RNA polymerase II promoter
Cellular component (GO): transcription factor TFIID complex
Molecular function (GO): DNA binding; protein heterodimerization activity; RNA polymerase II general transcription initiation factor activity
Source: RefSeq, a predicted model, not a curated record